Lindgomyces ingoldianus is the source of this 505-nucleotide messenger RNA. RefSeq lists its product as uncharacterized. The record is from RefSeq and is a predicted model, not a curated record. The coding region runs from base 76 to 399 and encodes 107 amino acids. The transcript has 2 exons. NCBI's taxonomy places the organism in Eukaryota, Fungi, Ascomycota, Dothideomycetes, Pleosporales, Lindgomycetaceae.
UUUACAACUCCACGACUUUUUAUUCCAAAUAAUCACUCUUUCGAACCACCGAAUACGACCAAACCAUCCAACAAAAUGAAGUUCACAACCGCCUUCGUUGUCCUAGCCACCGUUGCCGCAGCCAACGCCCGCCUCCUCUAUGCCCGUACCCCACAAGCCAACAGUCAGAAAUUCACUGGCGCGCUUGGUGGAAUUGCGGCAACCCCGGUUCUCGAUUCUGGAAAUGCGGAUAGGCCAUUUAGCGUGAAAGGUGAUACAUUCGUGAAUAUUGGUGCUGCGCUUCAGCGGUCUUGCGACCAGCAAUUCAACGCUUGCGCGAAUGCGGCGAAUGCAGGUGCCGUGGAUUUCUCGUCCUCGGAUUGUCAAGAUCAGAAGACUCAAUGCUCUGCUGCCAACUAGAUACUGAAUCACAUCUUGGCGUUAUCCAUAAGCAAGGACAGUAACUGUGUCACGGUGUCCCAUAUCUCUGGGAGUUCCAUGACUGACAACGUCUGUUACGCAAGAC